AUGAAGGAAUCUAUCCGGAAAAUGCAAAACUCCUUCAUUGAAUACCAGCGACAGGGAAGUAACUGGACACUAGACAAAGUGAUUCAAAUUCAGAUACACUUUGCUAGAUAUAGACCUCUCAAAGGAUCCAGUUAUAUACCCCUACCUAUCAAGCUCAGGUCAAAGCAUGCUAUCAUCAACGUUCAAAACGAAGACAAAAAGUGUUUCAUGUGGUCUGUAUUAGCAGCAUUACAUCCUGCCAAGAAAGAUUCUCAGCGGGUAACUAAAUACAUCGAACACCAAGAUGAACUAGAUUUUACGGGCAUUACUUUUCCUGUCAAAGUAGCCGACGUCAGUAAGUUCGAGACAGGAAACAAGAUCAGCAUCAACGUUUUGGGAUACGAAAAGGGUUCGUUAUUCCCAAUCCACGUGACAAAGCGAAGAUUUGAUCGGCACGUAGAUUUACUACUGAUAUCGGAUGGACGUAAGUCUCACUACUGCUGGAUUAGGAAAGUAGACCGACUUCUGAGUGAUCAACACACGCAUAAAAACCGCUAUUUCCACUGCAUGUAUUGUCUUCAAGGGUUCACCAAGCAACGAAUUCUCAACGAUCAUAUUUCUUAUUGUCGCGAGCACGGAACACAAAAGGUGAAAUUACCCACAGAGGAAGAUAAGUGGUUGUUUUAUAAGGAUGUGAGAAAACAAUUAAAGGUCCCUUACAUCAUCUAUGCAGACUUCGAGUCAUUUCAAGUGCCCAUACACGGAUGCGAGGUUGACCCAAAUAAAUCACACACGGAAAAGACUACACACCACGUUCCUUCGAGUUUUGCCUAUAAAAUCGUUGGUCUCACACAGGAGACAUCCAAAACCCCUGUAAUCUAUAGAGGACCUGAUGUGGCGGAGCAUUUCGUAGAAUGUAUGUUGAGGGAACAAGAAGAAAUCGAACAAAAAUUCAAAAAUGUAGAACCGAUGGUAAUGACAGGGAAAGAUUGGCAGUCAUUCAAUAAUGCAGUUUACUGUCAUAUUUGUGGAAAGGAGCUAGGGGAUGACAGGGUGCGGGAUCAUUGUCAUGUGACUGGCAAAUUCAGGGGCGCAGCCCACAAUGAGUGCAACAUAAACUACAAGUUUACGGGACGCAUACCGGUCGUCUUUCACAAUCUGAGAGGUUAUGAUUCCCAUCUCAUCAUACAGGCCAUUGGAAAGGUGUCUGAUAAAGAGAUCAAAUGUAUACCAAAUAACAUGGAGAAGUACAUAUCAUUUUCCAUGGGUUGUAUGGACUUCAUCGACAGCUAUCAAUUUAUGGGAACGUCACUUGAAAAACUAGUAGGAAAUCUAUCUGUGGAGGGUAAGGACAAGUUCUCACACAUGAUGCAACAUUUUGGUGACGAGAAAAUCAAACUCUUCCUUCAAAAGCAAGUGUACCCCUACGACUACUUCGAUGGCCCCCACAGGUUUCGGGAGACUAGUCUCCCUCCAAAGGAAGCUUUUCGCAGCAGUCUGACGAAGGAUGAUGUGUCGGAUGAAAAGUACCACCACGCUUGCAAAGUCUGGAAGGCUUUCGGCAUACAAAAUCUCGGCGAAUAUUCUGACAUAUACGUCUUGACAGAUGUUCUAGGUCUCGCCGAUGUAUUCGAAAACUUUCGAGAUCUAUGUAUGGAAUCCUAUGGCCUCGAUGCAGCUCAUUUUUACACCGCUCCCGGUCUCGCAUGGCAAGCAGCUCUAAAAAUGACAAAUGUCAGACUCGAACUGCUUACCGACAUCGACCAGCACUUGUUCAUAGAGGAAGGCUUGAGGGGAGGGAUAUCCAUGAUUAGUCACCGAUUUGCUGAGGCUAACAAUCCCUACGUUCCAGGAUAUGACCCAAUGAAACCAACAGAAUACAUCACUUACUUAGAUGCAAACAAUUUGUAUGGCUGGGCCAUGUCUCAAUACUUGCCAACUCAUGGCUUCGCCUGGCUUAACGACAACGAAAAGGAUAUGCUCGAUAUCACGACAGUUCCCAAUGAUGCGACAGGAGGAUACAUAUUGGAAGUGGAUCUGGAGUACCCUCCAGAACUGCACGACAUCCAUAAUGAAUACCCCUUGGCUCCAGAACGAAUGAACGUGAUGAAAGACGAGUUGUCUAACUACAGCAAGACCUUAUGGCGGGAUCUUGCGGAUUGUGGAAAUCCACAUGACUGUUUAGACCAUUACAAUUCCGCACAAAAACUAGUACCCAACCUCAAAAACAAGGAAAAGUAUGUAGUACACUACAGAAAUUUGAAACAAUACCUCUCACUUGGAAUGAAGCUCACAAAAGUUCAUAGAGUGUUGACCUUCGAGGAGACACCAUGGUUGAAGACUUAUAUAGAUUACAACACAGAGAAAAGAAAACAAUCUCGUAACAAUUUCGAGAAAGAUUUCUAUAAAUUGAUGAACAACAGCGUGUUUGGCAAGACCAUGGAGAACUUAAGAAAAAGAAUGGAUGUCAAACUAGUCAAUAGUGAGAAGAAGGCUGUAAAAUUAACAUGCAAACCAACAUUCCACGAGUUCAGAAUUUUCUCUGACGAUUUAGUCGGUGUCCACAUGCUUAAGUCGAAGUUGUAUCUGAAUCGACCAAUUUACGUCGGGUUCAGCAUUUUAGACAUCUCCAAAACUCUGAUGUAUGAUUUUCAUUACAAUUACAUCAAGCAGAAAUUUGGACCGAAAGCAACUCUACUUUUUACAGACACCGACUCUCUAGCCUACCUCAUCCGAACUGAGGACAUCUACAAAGACAUGCUAGAAGACAGGCAUUUAUUUGACACCUCGGACUAUAACAAAACUCAUCCCCUCUAUAACUUGAAAAACAAAAAAACACUGGGAAAAAUGAAGGACGAAACUCAUGGAAAUGCGAUUCACGCUUUUGUUGGACUCAAGGCUAAAAUGUAUUCCUACACAUACAACACCAUGACAGAAAAAGAUGGUACAGAAGUAAUGACUCACGUAGAAUCGAAGAAGGCAAAAGGUAUCAAAAAGUAUGUUAUAGAAAACCACACUCGUUUCGAGCAUUACAAGGAAUGUCUUCUCGACAGGAAAGUAAUCAUGUCACACAUGAAUCAGAUUAGAAGCUAUAAACAUCAACUUUACAACAUAUCCAUGACCAAACGGGGUCUAUCGCCAUUUGACGACAAACGGUAUCUGCUAGACGAUGGGAUCACUAGCUACGCGUACGGACACUGGAGAAUAUCAGGAGAGUGA
Pecten maximus is the source of this 3198-nucleotide messenger RNA. RefSeq lists its product as uncharacterized. The transcript has a single exon. The coding region runs from base 1 to 3198 and encodes 1065 amino acids. The record is from RefSeq and is a predicted model, not a curated record. NCBI's taxonomy places the organism in Eukaryota, Metazoa, Mollusca, Bivalvia, Pectinida, Pectinidae.